UGUAGGCUGCAGUUGUUUUGCCUGGGAAUACUGUUCUUUUUGUGCUGGGGUGCCUGUAAAUGAAAGGGUUCUUCCCCCCCACCAAAUCCCCAAAAAGGCCGGUGACAGCACCUGGUCACGUGACCCGAGGCGGCUCCCGGCUCCGGCACCCAGCCCGCGAGCGCGGCGUUGGGAACCGGCUUCGCCAUUAGUAAAGGGGACAGCUGCCUAGCGACCAGGGGCUGGUCUCACUUACUGACACAUAACGGAGAAGUGGCAGCACGAAGAACUGAAAUCAGUGACUGAACAUGCCCAAAUGGUCCAUCUGUUCGAGUGAAUUACUGCACAUUUCAAAUGCGUUAUCAGCCAUGUGAACUUUAGGAGUUUUGGAUAGUAAUUCCUCUUAUGUGAGGGAAGAUAAUUGAAGUAGCUGAAGAUGGUUGAUCCUUGGACCCUGCCUCAGUGAACUCCUGCACCAGUUCUCUGGAACAGAGAUGAUUGGCUUCCAACAGCCACAGUCAUCUUUUUUUAUGCAAGAUGCUGCCAUGGCUACAAGAAUUUCCCUACAUCCUGAACUGCCUUACUCUUCAUUAGAACAUAGGAGGUAUAUUGUAACUUCAGACAAAGGCAGUAUGCGACGUCCAACAGCCAAGUAUACCAAAGUUGGAGAACGCCUGCGGCAUGUUAUCCCAGGCCAUAUGCAGUGCUCAAUGGCAUGUGGUGGUCGUGCAUGCAAGUAUGAGAAUCCAUCCCGAUGGAGUGAAGACGAGCAAGCUGUAAAAGGAUUAUACUCUUCAUGGAUAACUGACAACAUAUUGGCAAUGGCUCGUCCUUCCACAGAAGUUAUUGAAAAAUACAGCAUUAUUGAACAAUUUCAAAGGCAUGGCAUAAAGACGGUAAUUAAUCUUCAGCGUCCUGGGGAGCAUGCACGCUGUGGUAAUCCACUGGAACCAGCAAGUGGUUUUACCUACCUACCAGAAGUAUUCAUGGAAGCUGGAAAUUAUUUUUAUAAUUUUGGAUGGAAGGACUAUGGUGUGGCUUCUCUUACCACAAUCCUUGAUAUGGUCAAAGUUAUGGCUUUUGCCCUACAAGAAGGAAAAGUGGCGAUUCACUGUCAUGCUGGACUUGGAAGGACAGGAGUCCUGAUAGCAUGUUACCUUGUCUUUGCAACAAGAAUGAGUGCAGACCAAGCAAUACUGUUUGUUCGUGCUAAGCGGCCAAAUGCAAUUCAGACUCGUGGGCAGUUGUUAUGUGUGCGGGAAUUUUCCCAGUUCCUGAUUCCAUUACGAAAUGUAUUUUCCUGUUGUGAUCCAAGAGCUCACGCUGUUACAGUUUCUCAGUAUCUCAUUCGCCAGCGCCACCUGCUGCACGGAUAUGAAGCACGGCAACUCAGACAUGUUCCAAAAAUAAUUUAUUUGACCUGCAAAUUGUUACUGGACUUUGCAGAAAACAGGCAAUUGAUUGAAGAAAGUAAUAUAGAAAUCCCAGAUCUCUCAGCGGAAAUUGAAAAAACAGUAUCACAGUUGGGGAUAGUGCAACUGGAUAAAGAAUUUGACAGCCAAGGCUUUGAUAUGGGAGAUCAUUUUGAGCACACUGUGACUGAAUUUAUUCCCAAUGAUUCAGGAUUGAUGAGCGAACAAGAAUUUGACCCUCUUUGGAAGCGGCGUAAUGCAGACUUCCUUCAGCCCUUGUCCCACUUAAAAAAACGUCUCAGCUAUAGUGAAUCAGAUCUUCAGAGAGCUGAACUCUUUACAGAGCAAAAUGAAACCCCUUUUACAGCACCUACAGAGGUUGCUUUCUCCAGCAAGUUCCAUCAGCAAAGCUUAUCUCAGCUCAAUCUCAGACAGCCCAGUCCAAUGCCAGUGGACACAAAUCAGAUCAGCUCAACUGUUCUGAAGGUACCAGAUCUUUGUCUUAUUAAGCAAAGUCCAUCAUUUUCUUUUAAAUCUAGUCUGUGGGAAUAUCAAAAAUCUUGUAAUGCAAAUGACCAAAAAGUGGAAUCUCCUCUUUUUGUAAGGAGAAAACUAUCAAAGGAAAUCCACAGAACAUUUUCCUUAAGAUCAUCAACUACAGCUGCUGCACUGAAAUAUUUGAUCUCUGAAGCACCUGAUACAGUUAUCACUUCUCAUGGUACGAGUGACAUUAAUGCAGAAGAAUGUACCAGGAUCAUUGCCCCCAGUAAACAGAAUCCCACGCCUGCUCAGGAACAUUUAUUCUCCUCUUCACUGAGCAAAAAAUCAACAGAUAAACCUUCUUUAAAUCACAGAAAAAUGUUUGUGAUUGGGGAUGAAGAAAGAAAAGCUAAUUGGUCAAGUGAAGAGGUUCCAUGUAUCACUAUACAAUCAGAAUUGAGCAUUGAAGGAAGAAGAUUGGCUGCAGGAAAAGCUAUGGCAUUUUGUAUGGAUUUUGAUGAAGAACUCAUGGAUAAAGUUGAAAUGUGGCAGCGGGAACUAAAUAUCAGAGAAGGAACUUGGGAAAGAAUUCGCACAGAAAAGAAUCCUUAUGUAUUGUGUAGUCUUAUGUGGUCCUGGCUGGAACAGUUGAAAGAACCAGUUAUAAGUAGGGAGGAUGUGGAGACUUUAGCACAUAAAUAUAUGGAUCCCAAUAAAGCGUUUUACUCAUUAGAAAAGGGCCAGUAUCAGACACUGCUUUGCAUUCUUGAUUGUAUGGCACAAUUGCGUGACCUGCCGUUUGAUGUAGAAGAUGCUAUACUUACUCGGGCAGUUCGAGCUUUUACUAAGGUCAGUUUUGAUGCUGAUGAGGGUCCUAAGGUUUACAAUACGCUCAAGACCAUAUUAAAGCCAAUCUUAGAAGACAAGCAAGCAAAACUUGCAGAUUGUGAAGUUUCUAAUAACUGUGCACAAAGUGUAGGUUUGUAGAUUCACUGAGCAAGAACGUAAAAUAUUCAAUUUUUCUGUUCCUGUUACCGUCCCCAAAAGAUAGGGAGUAUUUGAAAAACUAUAUUAUAGAGCAGUACACUAUAAUUAGGCAGUAAAAUUUAGAAUAAACUUCCAUUACACACACUUAAUUGUUGACAACGUACAUUUUACAAAAACAAGCUUUGUUUUAAAACAAGAUGAUGUAUUAUUGAGGGGAAAAAAACCUGCUCUAUAACUUGCUCAUUAAAUAUAUGAACUGGCCACCAGUGUUUAAUGAGGUCUACUUGUUUAACAUCUGCCAUGAUUUUAAAGUGCCAUAUAUCAACAUGGAAAUAUGUUGUGGUAUUUUGAAGACAUUUAGUGUUUAUAGUCAUAUGGUAGAUUUUGUACUAUACCUGCUUUUUAUUUGUAAAAUAUUUUAUUGCCUUCCAUAUCAAAUGUUACAUGUUUAAUGCAAUAAUCCAAUGUUACAUAGAAAAAUGAAAAUGUAUUUGAAGAAUAUAUGAAGAGAAAAUUCUUGACAUUUAGAUUUGUUUUUAUGAAGUCCAUUACCCAGCAGCUGUGAUUUAUUCUAAUGAUAACAUUCUUAGUGUAUUUAAAAGUUCAACAAAAUACAUGUAUUUGAGAUAUUAAUAAAUGUGUUAAAAAUG
Molecule: messenger RNA, 3508 nt
Organism: Stegostoma tigrinum
Lineage: Eukaryota; Metazoa; Chordata; Chondrichthyes; Orectolobiformes; Stegostomatidae
Product: protein tyrosine phosphatase domain-containing protein 1-like
Exons: 13
Coding region: 474-2858 (794 amino acids)
Biological process (GO): cilium assembly; protein dephosphorylation
Molecular function (GO): protein tyrosine/serine/threonine phosphatase activity
Source: RefSeq, a predicted model, not a curated record